CUUCACAUCACAUCCCAUCCCACAUCCGUGCCGCAUACUGGCGUUUGCUCGGAUUGAGCGGAAGUCUUGCCCCGCCCUCCGACGGUGUGACUGUAACCCACCUGAGAGAAAGAGACUUACAUAGUAGACGCCAGCCGUUGAUUGCAUAUUCUUUGCUUUCCCUUCCUUGGCAAACGAGCAAAUACGUUUAGACCUAGAUAUAUCAUAUAGGUUUAGCCAUCUUCACCUUCAACUGGUCUCCGAACAGCCAAUGGCUAGGAAGAACGUCAAGCCAGCUGCUACCAUGUCUAAUGAGCAGACCCCGUUGUUAAAGCGUGACGGCCACGUCGUUGAGAACGAGACGCCGGCAGGUAUUCCCGCACCCCGGUCCCGCGAUGCUACCUCCGAACCACGCCGUCCGCCGCAGGCCAUAGCCCACCGAGGCUACAAGGCUCUGUUUCCCGAAAACACGAUGCUGGCGUUCCGCGCCGCUGUCGAGGCCGGCGCGCAUGCUAUCGAGACCGACCUGCAUUUGUCCAAGGACGGCGUUGUCGUCUUGAUGCACGACCCUAAGCUUAAGCGCUGCUACGGCGACGACUCCAAAGUCAAGGACCACGACUGGAGUUCCUUGAGCAAAUUGCGCACGGUGCGCGAGCCCCCGCAGCCUAUGCCUCAGCUCGUCGAGCUGCUGGAGUAUCUGAAUCAGCCCGAGCUGCAGCACAUUUGGAUCAUGCUUGACAUCAAGAGAGACGACGACCCAGCCACGAUCAUCCGGCGAACGGCGGAAACACUGGAUUCGGUGCCGGGGAUUCGGCCGUGGCACGAGAGGGUGCUCCCCUGCUGCUGGACUGCGGAACACGUAAAGCUAAGCAAGGAAUUCCUACCUAAAUAUCCGCUCGCGCACGUAGGCUUCUCAACCACAUAUGCUCGGGCUCUGGCAAAGCACGAGCCUAGUCUGUCGAUUAGUAUGUUAUACCACUCCCUGGCGCUACCGGUUGUCGGCGCGCGCUUCAUCCGGGAGGUGAAGGAGGCGGGACACCCGCUGCAUUCCUGGACCGUGAAUGAUGAGGACCGUAUGGAGUGGUGUGUGCGCAACGGGCUCAACGGCGUGGUUACGGACGACCCUAAGUUAUUCCUUGAGGUGGCUAAACGCGUCGCGGAGGAGGAGAAGGUGAAAAAUGAGGGCGCGGCGGUUAGUAGGAGGCCGUCUGGUGUGCCUCUGUCUGCGCGCGCAUGGCGCGUUUUCGAGUGGACGCGGUAUAUACUCGGCAUGUUGAUCGUCGUGAAUAUUUACCUCUUCAAACACGGGUUGCCGUGGACACAGGUGCCGAAGGCGUUGGGGAAGUAAGUAAUGGGUAUCAGCUCUACUUCUACGCGUUCGUAUUUAGGAGUCGCUUCGUUGGGUUAUGUAUAGACGGUAAUGGCAGGAAGAGGGGAUGAAAGAUAGAUAUAUAGAUAUUUGAGAUAGGGCUGGCGAUAUACGUCAGUAUGUUUAGAUAUGGUAGUUAGGUAGUUAAUGGGGGGUGAGCCUGAGUUCGACUUUGGACUGGGUUAUCCUACGUAUCCCUUGGGGUUAAUGGCAGAGUUUCGUAAGACGUGGGGUGGGGACUUGGGAUAGAGAUAGGAAGGGGGAGUGUGUUGGUUGAAGAAUAUAGUGAUCUUGUCUUAUUAACAAGAUGUAUAAUAGAAUUGGGGCACAUUCUAGGCGGAAUGUACAUAUACUCUUACUUUCGAUGAUGAAAUAUUGACGGGUCAUAUUAUAACUUGGCAUAAUACUAGAGUCGAUAGUCUAUAGGCUGUUAGAGAUAUGCGAAAGUUGUAGCCAACAUUAUCACACAGUUUCUGUUGAACACAACCACGUCGUAUA
Messenger RNA from Daldinia decipiens, 1846 nucleotides. Its product is annotated as PLC-like phosphodiesterase. The record is from RefSeq and is a predicted model, not a curated record. Lineage: Eukaryota; Fungi; Ascomycota; Sordariomycetes; Xylariales; Hypoxylaceae. Gene Ontology annotation, molecular function: phosphoric diester hydrolase activity. Gene Ontology annotation, biological process: lipid metabolic process. Bases 251 to 1327 code for a protein of 358 amino acids. The transcript has 5 exons.